AUAGAUAGCCUCGGUAUUAUUUGAGGGUGGGACUAUACUUCUUGGGUGCUGUGUAUUCAUUCCUAAAAUGAUUGGGAUAGAAGUAAAGGGACGCCUAAAUCAAUACGUAAAGGCUGUCCUGCGCAACGUAGUUGACGACAACGUGAUUGUCUUCUACCCGGAAAAGAAUGAAGAGGAACAGGUUCCGAUCAAAAAUGUUAGACUACCCCCAACUUCCGAACGAGACGUUCAUCCUGGACAAAACGGAGAAGCCCUAUUUUCCGUCGCGACUGAUCAGACUCCAGGUUCCUCUAGUAAUACAAUUACACUGACUGGCCGUUGGAGCGAUGAAACUAAUAGUAAACCGGAAGUUGAACUCAUACUGGACGAUCAGCUGAAUUAUCUUCCUAUUCCAUCUUGGUGGCCUUGUCGCGUUGUCAAGAUUCGAGAUGAUGUCGCAGUGGUGAAGUUAAAUGUGUCACCACCGGCCGAUGCAACGCCCUCAGAAAUUUCACUUUGUACACAGCUUUCUACUGUCACCGAGAUCGUAAGUCGUAAGUCUCUACGUCAGCCCAGUGAUGACUGCCCAUGUCUGUCACCUGAUAUCAUUCACCGGCAUCGUAUUGAAAUUCCAAAGGAAUUGGCAGACUUUGCUUCUGAUCCUUCUGUCCACCAUGACUUUUUGCGCCAUUGUGGUGGCCCUGUAAGCCUACACUACGAUAAUGAGUCUUCCUGUUUGAUCGUGUUAACGACAGACCCUGUAACAGCCAAGAAUGUUGCCUUGUUGGAAGAUACUCAUUUAAGGAUGUUGCGCCAAAAAUGGGCCCUAACUCGAAGUCUUCGGCAAACUAUUCGAAACCUUGAGGUCAAUCGCGGACCAGAUGUAUCACGAUCAGGUGGGGCAAAAAACUGCAGUGACUGGAACAGUGAUCCUAGUCUAUUUGUUGAAAAGUUUUUUGUUCCUCAACAUCUCAUGGGUUUAGCUAUAGGUGCUCGUGGUGUAAAUAUUCGUGCUGCAAGAGAAAUUCCCGAUGUAAUCCGUAUCGAGUCAUGGGAACCGUCAGAAUAUAAUGCAAGAAAUAAUGACCCUGUCGAUAAUUCUGGAGAUUAUGGUGAAGCUGCGAUGUUUGUUAUAGAAGCCAAGACUCCGGAAGCUGCAAAACAAGCUCGAGCUAAAUUGGAAUACUCCGAGCUAUAUUUAGGUGUUCCACGUCGUUAUGUAGGACGUUUGAUCGGAAAAAGAACCUCAAAUAUUAUGUCCAUUAUUCGUAAAUCUGGUGUUGUUCACAUUCAUUUCGAUGAUCAUAUUGAAGGCUCCGUGUCUCUCAGCGAUGAUAAUAACCAGACUGAUGUUAUUAAGUAUUCCCAUCCAGGGCAUCCUAUAGCAAGCACAAUGCGACGAGUCUUUCUAAAGGCUGGAAGUGCUCAGACAUCCUCACAACCAUAUACAGAUGAGGAAUACGGUGGAUUCAUACUAGCUGGUACAAGGGACUCGAUCGAAAAAGCGCGUUUGUUGAUCAACUUCCAAAUGGAUUAUUUUUAUGAUCUUGAAAAAAUGGAGAGCGAAAAGCUGGAGUUAAUGCGUACUUUAUCUCAUGGUGGAGUGGACUCUGGUUCAGGCUACCUACCUCGUGGUACGGCAGUCGGGCGUUGGGGUGAACGUGGUGGUAUUGGAAAUUAUGGCCGUGGUGGUCGCGGACGCAGACCAGGUCGUGGUGGUCUGUUACAUCCUCCUGUUAGUGAUGUCAAUCAUGGACAUUAUACAGAUGAUGAAAAUAUUGGAAAUCCAAUCCCCUGUAGAGGCGCAAAACGUACGCCUCGUGAAACAUACGGUCACCGUAGUUCUGGUGGAAGAAUCCCGCGACAAAGAGGAAGUCGGCGAAUAGGAGGUUCAGGUCGCGAUUCUAAUUGGAAUAACCUCAUGAACAACAACGGGGAUGUCGCUGACCGUCGUCGAGGUUCGGGUGAUUCGGAUGUCUUAGAGUCUGACAACUUACCUGAUGGUUUGUCUGCAGAACGAGUAAACGUUGGAAGACAUAGCAGAGUAGGACGUCAUUCUCCAGCUCCAAAUGGAUUUUAUUCUGAUAGAGAACGUGGGGACGAAAGUGAGGAUACCCUCAAUCCUAGCAAUGAAAACAAUUUCCCUUGUGGUGAUGCGUCUUCCGAAGACGGUGGGGGUUGUUCAGUUGACAAUAUGCGCUCAAGACUGAAUAAAUAUGUACAUAGUCGGUAGGUAGCUUGUUAAUUUUGAAAACCGGUUAUAUUACGUUUAAUAAUCAAUUUAAAAAUGGCAGGACGUUUCUUUAUCUGCAAACAGUUUACAGUUAUGGGCGAGAUCUACUAAAAAAUAGAAUUUUUUAAAGCAAUUAAACACAAAAUAUAAACAAAUCACAAAUCAUAAUAAACGUUAAUAGUCUGAAAAAUAGGAGACACGUGUUACCCGUUUCCAUUUUAGUUGCAAACUUUUCAAGGGUAAUCACUGACAGCACUUCUGGGCGUAAACCAAGGAUAAUGUUGGUUCUAUAUCUAAGGUCACUCUUGAAAACGCAGUAUUAUUAUUUAUUUGAGCAUAAACUGGUGCCCAAACGGAUGUGUCACGUAACCAAUAAAAAAUAAACAAAACUAACGAGUGUAGUGUGCUGCGAAAGUAGAAAUUUAGUUUGAAAAUAAUAGCCAGAAAAAUUUUCAGUAAAAGAAGUGCCUUUCAGUUUUAUAAAAGUAAAUCUCAGCAGGCACGUUGUUCUGAGUCAUAUUUGAUUACGUCAAAAGCCACUGAGUUGAACUGUCUCUGACUGUCCAGGUAAUCGUAAUGGACUAAUAUUUUAUAGCCCCAUACAUUUUUCUUUCAAACCACGAGGCUACAAACUGACCACUUGUUCGCUUUUCUUACCUCAUCCCAGCGUCGACAACAGUGCACUGUGUGGAAGUUGCUUGGAUGACACACGUAACAUAUCCAAUCCUAUGUUUCAAUAUGGUUAUAUUAACGGAAUUAUUACUACUAUGUCUAGACGCACAUUACUGGCAUAGUUUUACAAUUGAACGCCAGCAAUUCAGAGACAACGACGAUCGAACACAGAGGGUCGCCGAACAUUCUCAACUCGAAUAGGUCAGGUUUCGCAAACACAGCAGGACUGCUAUCACCAAAGCAUUGUAGACCCGACCAUUUGCACUCAGACUGUCAUCAAAGGUGGUCCAAUAUAGGUCUCAUCAUUCACGCCACCACCAACGCUCAUAGAACUACCCGAACACACGAACUUUUCGACCACCUUUAACAGCUCACCACCAAGAGUGAGGCUUCUGCCAAUCGUAGAAGUACUCUGCACUUAUAAAGUGCAAAGUAUAUGCCAUGCCUACUGACUGGACGCGAUUUGCGUAGUAUGUGUAUCAUCGCAUAUUAAGACAAUAUCACACAUGAUUCGCUGGAGUAUCCCAAGCAGCUGUAGAGAAGCAUUGCUUAUAAGCGCAGGACGUUUUGAGAAGUCACGUGAGACGUGACCUGUAAUUUUCAUGGCGUCUUGCGAACGCAGCCGGUGUUCAUCUAUUAUUUAUUUAUUUAUUUGAACACAAAUAUUGGUACAAGAGAGCGCCAAUGUAUAUGCGCCACACAAAACAAUGAAAAUUCGAAGAGAGAUAGAAAAAAACUAAGUAGCACAAAAGAAAAAGAGAACGAUAACGAAGAGAUUGGUUUUAGGUAGUGUGGUAUUAACGAGGGAACGGAAAGGUACAAUCAGAAGAAAUCUUUCAAUAACGGAGACACAACCACUUUUUAUGAAGAAAUUAAAAGAAGGUUACAGCAGGAUCGCCACUGUGUAGCACCAUCUCCCAGACCCCAACGAGGGAGUCGUGAAGGACCGACACAAGCCAGUCCUUUGCAGCUUUCUUUCAUACCACGACACCAUGUCAUGCACUGCCCACCUCCGCUUUUUCCAACCAGUCCCAGAGUCGGCAAAUAAUGCACGACGUGGAAUUCUCUGGGACGACAUUGGUAGAACAUGUCCAAGCCACCGAAGUCGGUGUUUCAAGAUGGUGACACCAAUUGAAUUAUCAUCUCUGUGCCCGAACACACGAUGCCGAACCUCUGUAUUACUAACAUGGUGUUGCCACUCAAUGUCAGCGAUCCUUCGGAGACAGGGAUGAUCGAACACAGAGUCGUCUAACGUCCUCAACUCUGAGAGGCCAGG
Schistosoma margrebowiei is the source of this 4160-nucleotide messenger RNA. Lineage: Eukaryota; Metazoa; Platyhelminthes; Trematoda; Strigeidida; Schistosomatidae. The record is from the annotation of a GenBank genome assembly.